This is a messenger RNA of Trypanosoma cruzi, 1198 nucleotides long. RefSeq lists its product as uncharacterized. The transcript has a single exon. The annotation marks the transcript as partial. The record is from RefSeq and is a predicted model, not a curated record. NCBI's taxonomy places the organism in Eukaryota, Euglenozoa, Kinetoplastea, Trypanosomatida, Trypanosomatidae.
GCCGCACCACCCGCCACAAACUCGACUUCCAAAGGCAAGUAUAGAAAUAUAUUUUCCCCGGAACUUUACCAACUGAAGCAAACACUUGGAAUGGACGGCAUACUUGCAUUGCGUCGAUUUAUUGGUCGUGCGAUGAAGCGUCAGCACGACCCGUUGCCCACGACACCAUCCAUUGUCCUUAACAUGAGACGAGACCAACAGGAGGCAUGUGGCAUUUGUAGGGGUGAGGCGACGCAGGUACCGUGGCUUCAUCUAAUCAAGGCAAAGGUGUCGACGGUGACGGGGACAGUUCUGGGAAUAUCCUCCGACGAGGCACCGACGAUCUCAGCCAUGCGGGAGGCGAUUCAGCUUGUGUGGCGCAUUUGGGGUCAUUUGGUCAAAGAUCUCCGCGUACACGGAGAUCUCGAUUACAUGUAUCUGUCCGUCUGGCCGCAGAUGGAGACAAAUGUGGAUAUGUCGCAGAGCAGCAUAACUUGCGAUGAACGUCCCGGGAAGGCACUGGAGGGGAUCGUUCAUCCGCAGGACACAAAACAAGGUGUGCCGCAGCAGAAGAAGCAACAGGCUGUGAAUUCCAUUCGUUGCAUAGGGGAUGCGGUGAACGGCCUGAUGGAGGGAGACAGCUCCAUAUGGAAGGGAUUCAAUUCACGUAAAUUGCAAACGAAGAGUAUCAUUGUUCCGACGGAUUUUGUUGUUGUGGAGUGUACACUUGAGAAAAAAGGCCUGCCACACCGUAUAGUGGUGGAGGACGUUGUGGAAAGCCUCACUGAACUUCAACGACAGGCGAUGGAGAUGCAGCGAAUUGCGAUUGUUCAAGCAAGAGACGCAGAAGAGAAAGUGGAACCACAGACGGAUGCCGGGAGUGGCGGGCUACGGCCCGUAUUGUAUGCUCCGAAGGUUUUUGUAUCACACGCAGGUGUCAUUGACGCAGCUGCGCAUAGUUUUCAGCGCAUUCGCAUUCGUGGGAGUUGUAUUGCCCACGUCGAGUCACUUGCACGCGCUCUUGAAACCGGUGAGCAUUUCACGGAGCGCGAAGGACUAGAACCGAUGUAUGGCAAUAACCCCGGUUCUCUCAUUAGUGCCAGGAACAUGCAUGAUGCUGAGAACGCAUCCUUGCUGCUCCCACCAAACCUUUCCUUCUGUCCUAGACACCAUGUUAACUCAACGCACGCCACGGACAGUCAAUUGCUUGGACAUCGUG